This is a messenger RNA of Colletotrichum higginsianum IMI 349063, 5121 nucleotides long. Its product is annotated as fungal specific transcription factor domain-containing protein. NCBI's taxonomy places the organism in Eukaryota, Fungi, Ascomycota, Sordariomycetes, Glomerellales, Glomerellaceae. The coding region runs from base 1 to 5121 and encodes 1706 amino acids. The record is from RefSeq and is a predicted model, not a curated record. The transcript has 16 exons. Gene Ontology annotation, molecular function: DNA-binding transcription factor activity, RNA polymerase II-specific; oxidoreductase activity; DNA binding. Gene Ontology annotation, biological process: DNA-templated transcription; regulation of DNA-templated transcription.
AUGACGACUCUGCUUAGAAACUUGACGAUAGACACGCUCGCUGCGGCGCUCCGCGGAACCAUACUCAACCCUGGGCUCACCGCCUCGGUGGCAGCAGCGGUUACUUGGCUGUUAGAACCCGGCACGUUCGGUUCCCGUGGAUUGCACGCAAGCCUUUUUCAACUUGGCCUGGCGGCAUGGGUUCUUACGGCGGCCGGCCUGGUUCUGCGGCUCCACGAGCAGCUGAACAUGUGGACCGCCAACAAUUGGACAAGAGACAGCACCUGGGACUGGGACAAGGAGAUCGUGCUCAUCACCGGAGCCAGUAGCGGUAUCGGCGCCACCAUGGCUCAGCAACUCAUAGCCCGGAAUCCCCGUACGAAGGUCGUUGUCGUGGACUACGUUCCUCUCACUUGGCAGCCGACACCAAGGUCAGACGUCCGGUACUUCAAGUGCGACCUUAGCGACCAAACCGCCAUCAGGGUCCUUUGUGAUCGUGUCAGACGCGAAGUGGGAAACCCGACUGUUCUGGUCAACAACGCUGGCCUCUCACGCGGGUUCACGGUGCUGGACGGGACUUAUGCGGACGUCGAGCUGACGAUCAACACGAACCUGGUCGCCCCGUUUCUGCUGGUCAAGGAGUUUCUCCCGCACAUGGUGGAGUCGAAUCACGGCCAUAUCAUCCACGUGGGUUCCAUGAGCUCGAUGAUGCCGCCUGCUAGGAUCGCCGACUACGCGGCCACGAAGGCCGGCUUGAUCGCUCUUCACGAAGCCCUUCAACUAGAACUCAAGUACAUCCAUCAAGCGCCCAAAACGGGGCAAUCGGCGUUUUUGUUCCCGCUUCUUGAACCGGAGACGGUAGCCCGGCGCCUUGUGGACACCCUCUACAGCGGCCUCGGGAAGACGAUAUACUUGCCCGGUAUCAUGCGAUACAUGGCGAUGUUGCGGGGCGGUCCUGAGUGGCUUUUGAAAAUAUCCAGAGAGCAAACCCAGAAGAUCAAGGUUGACUACGUUGGCUAUCAAAAGGAGUACAAUAUUCCACUUGGCAAAAUUGUGUUGCAUGUUUCCAGACGUGAUCUGAAGCGUAAUAAAUGGGAACGAAAGCUGUCGGGACUUUUCUCUGACGAGAAGCACAAGCACACGCACACGCCUCGCCGCUGGCGAGACUCAAAGGGGUCUACCGAGACCAGCAGGGCUGGGAAGGUCAGUUACAGCCAGUUUGCCUGCAUCGGAAGCGGGUUCGCAGCCAUUGGCCUGGGUGCACAGUUGAAGCGAUGGUACGGCAUCGAGAACGUUCAGUUCUUCGAGCGGCAUCACCGGCUGGGUGGGACGUGGUUCAUCAAUCGAUACCCAGGGUGUGCCUGCGAUGUCCCCAGUGUGCUGUACAGUUUCUCCUUCGAGCCUAAUCCCAACUGGACAAGAGUCUUGCCGACCUACUUUGAACUCUGGUCUUACCUCAACAGAGUCGCUCACAAAUAUGACCUAGUCAGGAAGAUGGCUUUCGAUGCUCUGGUCGAACGGUGCGAAUGGAUCGAAGAGCGAGCCAGGUGGCGUAUGACUAUUCGCCAUCUAAAGUCCGGGGCAAUAUACUUCCACGAGUGUCAGUUCCUGUUCGCCGGGACAGGUGCCCUGGUCACCCCGCGAGAGAUCGACGUGCCCGGCGCAGAUACCUUCAAGGGUGUCAUCUCACACACUGGCCGCUGGAAGCCGGAAAUCAACGUCGAGGGGAAGAGGGUGGUUCUCUUUGGCAACGGCUGUACGGCGGCACAGGUUGUCCCCUCCAUCCUGCAUAAGACCCAGUCCUUGACACAGAUCGUACGAUCGAAGCAUUGGAUCUUUCCACCCAUCGAUGCAAAGAUACCGGACUGGGUCCGGCUCGGACUGAACCGCAUCCCCGGCAUGACAACUCUUCAACGGUUCAUCGUCUUCGUCGCAGCGGAGUACUCCCUCCUGGGAUUCCCGUUGACCGAGGCAGGAAAGCGGUUCAGAGCGCAGCAGCAAAAGAUCACGGAGGGAUACAUGCGUGCCACGGCCCCUACAAAGUAUCACGACUUACUAAUCCCUGACUUUGAAGUCGGCUGCAAGCGGCGAAUCUUCGACUCUGGGUAUCUAAAGAGCCUCCAUGCCGACAACAUGACUCUGACCAACGAGAAACCAUUGGAGAUCGUACCGGAAGGCGUGAGGACAGAGAAGCGACUGAUCGAGGCCGACGUGAUUAUCUUGGCGAACGGCUACCACACCAACGAGUUCGCGGCUGGCGUGGAAGUUGUCGGGCGCGGUGGCGAGACCAUGCAGAGCCACUGGGAGUCCUUCGGCGGACCAGAGGCGUACAAUUGCUCAGCGCUGAGCGGGUUCCCCAACUUCAUCCUGCUCUUGGGCCCUAAUGCUGCGACAGGACACACAUCGUCCAUCAUGGCUUUGGAGAACUCCAUCAACUACGCACUGCGUGUUCUCAAGCCGGCGCUAGAAGGCCGCGCGAGCACGGUCGACCUGAAGCGCGAGGCGGAGCAGGCCUAUUCUGAUACGAUCCAAGCCGCGCUCCAGAACACGGUGUGGAAUUCCGGCUGCCAAAGUUGGUACCUCAUUGAAUCGGGCAAGGGUUCCAAGACGUGGAACGCCAUGAGCUACCCUUACUCGCAAGCGUAUUUCUGGUAUCGCUGCCUCUUUCCCGUCUGGUCAGACUGGGACUAUGGUGGACCGGCCACCAUGGCUUCAUCAAUCCGAAAACGAUGGUCUGAUGUCUGGUUUCUUGUUCUUCUUGUGGUGGCCGGCCUGACGUUUUGGAUUUACUUGGUCAAGGGCACUGAAGGUGCGGCAGUGCCUGAGGUGCUGGUCGAGGACUCUCGACAUCGACGCGAACGUGGUGCCGGGUCAAGACAACCCAACACUCCAAAAAUGCCACCUGAUCUACAGGAGCGUCGAAGGCGUCGCAAGAUUGCUCUGGCCUGUGAGCCGUGUCGAGAGCGUAAAGCCCGUUGUGAUGGCGGCAAGCCCAUUUGCUCAACGUGCCAGCGCAGGUCGCUGGACCUAGAGCACUGCGUCUACAAGACGGGCAAUGCGAGGACUGCAUGUAGUGAUGACUACACCAAGACCCUCCAUGAGCGCAUCCGCAAGCUAGAGCAAGCAUGCGCGUCCCACGGCAUUGACAUCAACACACUGGAGGCAACUGAACAAUACGAUCGGACUCCGUUAGAAAGGCGGACCUCUUUAGUCCACAAUUCCAGCCCGUUGGAAGCCCCAGGAAUCAUGGACCAGCAGCCAGUCCAGCUCCCAUCGCCAUGUUCCGGCGUUGGCGUCGGCGUCGGUGUCGAUCACUCCUGCGAUGCUAGAAGUGUGACAGCUAUGGGCACCAUAUUCGCCGAAGACAACCUCGAUGACUCCCUCGACAACGUGAAUAAUGAUUUCUAUGGCAGCUCCUCGGCUGUGUCGUUCCUGAAAGAAACCAUGAAGGAAGCUUACAGUGCGAUGAACCCUCUUCCGUCGAGAGUCGAACCAUCUGUCCUAUUCAAAAACCACCGACAGACCGCGCUUGUUCCCGAUCGAUCCCCAUUCGCCGACUUCAACAAGUUCCUCCUUCCGCCCCGGCCAUUCGCCGACCAUCUCAUUCAAGUCUACUUUCGCCGAAUACACUACCUCUACCCAGUCUUCCACAGACCAGCUUUCGAGCAUGCGUACGAGACCCUCUGGCGGCCCUCCACGGCUGUGGAUGAUGCUGCUGCCUCGAAUCCUUUCCACGGCGUUGGCCUGGGGUGUUCCCCCGGUGCAGACUCCCGGACCAUUGUUUUCCACGCGGCGCUCAAUUCAAUGUUUGCCCUCGCGUGCAACCACGCGGACUUGACGCCACCCGAAAAGGCCAAGGGCGUCGAGGUUUUCAUACUCCGAAGCAGGCAGUUUUUCAGUGUUGAUCUGCUGGAAAAGAACAACCUCGGCGUUGUGCAAACGUUGCUGUUGUGUGGUCUCGUGAUGCAAGGGACCCCUUUUCCGGACCGAUGCUGGAACGCCAUCGGAGCAGCGUGCCGCAUUGCCCAAGGACUCGGUCUUCACAUGGAGGCGUCUCGUGAGCCUGGGAACGCCACGCUGGAGAAGGAGAUUCGGCGGCGGACUUGGCACGGGUGUGUCAUCCUGGAUACGCUCGUGAGUAUGACAUUUGGCCGCCCCACCACGGCCGCUUGUUUUUUUGCAGACGACCCAUUGCCCCAACUACAGUCUGUGACGGAAACAGACUUCGAGAAAGUAAGACUACAGUUCAGCUCGCAAAGCCUCAAGUUGAGUCUAUUACUUGACGACAUACUGUGGAGGAUGUACCAACCAUGGAAAAAUCGCCACCGAGACGGAAGACUACGCGGCUCCAGAGCAGACGAGACUGCUAGCCUCGACGCCAUCGUCGAGCUCGAUGCUCAGCUAGAUGACUUUGAGACAUCAGUACCGUACUUCUUGUCAUGGCUUUCUUCCUCGCCGUCGGAAGGCAUAGCGGCAGAAGACCAACAGACCAUUGCAAUCCAGAAGAACGUGCUUAACGCCAGGCCGGUUCUGACCAAACUCUUGGCCGGCUUCGCUAGACCUCGCCAGGAACCUGAUGUCGGCGAGCCUACACCAAGGCAUUUCCCUGAUAAGGGUCUUAGAGCCCCUUUCACUACCGAGUGCGCUAGAGUAUGCGUAGACGCAGCUUCUCGGCUCAUCGCCUUGGUAGAUUCUUCAUGCAAGGCCGACACAACAGGAGCAUGGUGGUGGAACAGCUUGUGUGAGGAAGCCCCCAAGCAAACAGCUCUCGAUGCCUGUGCUGCUGGUUUAGUUCUCAUCAUCUGUCGCAUGUACCCACCCCUUUGGGCGCGACUAGAUCACACGGCCAUCGCGGCCUCCUGGGAGAGAUGCCAGGGAAUCCUGGACAGCAUUGCCAAUGUCAGCAUCUCUGCUCGCAAGUCGCUGGACCUGCUCCGCAAGAUUGAUGGCGCUGUCACAAAACUACUGACAGUGAGAGGAGCACCACUGUUUGAGGAACAGAUUGAACCCAGUCUAUGUGCCGACAUGACGGGGGGCUAUUUCUUUUCAGGCGAAAUUGAUGUGUCGAACUUCUUGGACCCUGACCCCAUGUCUUUCUUUCGCGGGUGGGAGAUGGCAGACGACGAGUCUAGAAACCCGUGA